Molecule: messenger RNA, 1044 nt
Organism: Boeremia exigua
Lineage: Eukaryota; Fungi; Ascomycota; Dothideomycetes; Pleosporales; Didymellaceae
Exons: 2
Coding region: 1-1044 (347 amino acids)
Biological process (GO): ergosterol biosynthetic process
Molecular function (GO): iron ion binding; C-4 methylsterol oxidase activity
Source: RefSeq, a predicted model, not a curated record
AUGUCUUUCUCUUCCCUUCUUAACCUAAUCCCCCUCCCUAUCGCCUCCCUUCUCGCGAUCCCCAUGCUAUCCUCUUGGUCCACAUCGCUCAAUCUCAUCUUCCUCUCUCUGGCCUGGACCACCCUCGCAGCUACCUACUCACCCCUCCAACUUGAGUUUUUUGGUCCAUUCGCGUUGCGCCUCGCGCUCUAUAUCCUGCCCUCUCUUAUUUUCUUGAUCUUCGAUAUUGGCGUGCCAAGUUUGGCAGUCGAGUUCAAAGCGCAAGGAAAAUGGGGUAUAGCCACACACCAGCGCGGUGGGAAAGCAAAAGUAAGGAGGGUGAUGGCGUGGAGUUGCGCAAAUGUGGUGUUGUGCGUGGUGCUGCAGGCUGCAAUUGAAUUUCUUGUAACAGAUGUGCUGAGGUUAAAGAGCUUGCUGUUGAUCAAGGGGAGUCGGUGGGGAUUGAAUCACUUGCCGAGUCCGUGGAUGAUGGUCAAGCAUGCGCUGGUUGGGGUUCUGUCGCGAAAUGUACUUCAAUAUUACAUUCACACUCACCUGCUACACUCGCCUAGUGGCGGCAGGCUGUCAGACUGGCAUACAAGCUGGCAUCAUAGUAUCCAGGUGCCUUACUCAUUUGUCGCCAACUACGACCACCCGGUCUGUCACAUGAUGCACCGGUGGCUACCACUGUAUCUGCCUGCAGUUGCGCUGCGGAUGCACAUCCUGACCUAUCUUCUCCUAAUCGCCUUCUUCAGCCUUGAGGAGACGUUUGUGUAUUCAGGUUACAAUGUGCUUCCUUCAACGAUUAUGCUACGAGGCAUGGCGCGGCGAACUGACGCACACAUGCUUAGCGAAGGAGACGGUAACUACGGCUCUGUUGGUGUAUUGGAUUGGUGUCACGGAACGACCAUUGGAAAGGAUGUCACGGAAGACCUGAAAGCAGAAAUGCAGAAGCAUGAUGUGGAGGGGAAGACAGGCAGAGCAAUCGAUGGGGCGGGAGACGCGGCCAGUGGUUUGUCAGAAAAGAUCAAGUCGAGGGUUAGAAGGGGUAGGGGCAGGAAAUGA